GACACUAUAUUUGAACAGAUUGCAUUGCUUUAGGAUUCCUGCUUAUUGAUCUCAUACAUUCAGCGCUCUCACAUCUCAAUGAACUGUUUGCCUACAUCUACUUGUCCUAUCAGAAUCUGAAUGAAAUUCUCAAGAAUUUUGAGAUACACUAAUACUUUCCAUCCGAAGUACUAACCCUCCAACCCAAUUGCAAACAAGGAAACCCAGGAUUAGGUUACUAGUAACUCAUGCCUACCAAGGUGAGAGUAGCAGAACAAACAAUAGUACAUUCUCGAUCAGCCACAGUUUUCUUCUUCCAAGCAGUUCUUUUAAGAACCCUGAGAUUGCACUCGGAAACCUAACCGCACAUUAGACCCUAACACCUCAACAAACGCGAAACAAAAUUGUUGUCAGAAAAAAGGAUAAAAAGAUCACGCAGAUGCACACACACAAGCUUCCCAGUGAAAUCUGAAAUUGGACCAAGAACACCAUAAAACUAGUUUCAGUUCUUAGCACAUGCAGAAAGCUCAUCUCUCCCACUUGGGCUGCAUUCCAGCAGAUCAGCAAAACAAAAGCCAAACACAAGUGAAUCUGCUGGAAUCAAAACUCUACAGAAGCAAUUCCAGUGAAAUCAAAGAUAGUAAUAUGGAGCUGCGACUGCCUGGGGCGAAGAGAGUGUGCGCUUACGGAUGGAGUCGAAGGAUCGGAUGGCCGAAGUUGGCUGAAGUUAUGUGGGUCAAAAGAAGGCAAGUCGCCAAGCAUAGACCCCAUGGAAUGCUGGAUUCGCUUCGCUGGUUGCCCAAAUCUAGAGAGAGAGAAAGAGAGACAAGGCAGGCGAUGAAGAAGGAGAAGACAAUGGGCCGAUGGAUUCUAGAAAUUGGGUCUGGUUUUGGUUGGCAGUUUUGCAGAAUUUUUGCAUGACAAGGCGCGGUUCGUAAAUAAAGGACGAGUCUUUCUCCGAAAGAAUGAAGAAAGCUCAGCUGAAAAGUAAAUAGGGAAACAAAGAGCCAAGGUUGGACGGACGGACGGACGGACGGACGGACGGACUAUAAUCCGCCUUCAUUUCUGAGGACCUGCCACGGCGUCGUUUGGUUAGGUUGAAGAAGUCGGGUCAACGGGGCCCAGACCCACAACAACCCAACCGAAACCGCGAUUCAUUGAAUCCCGACCGUUAAAGAGAGCAUCCCCACCAAGCUCAAGACGUUCAUAACACACCUGAUUUGCUCCUUUUUUCCUAUUCAUUCGCCCUAGGUUUCCUUCUCUCGUUCUCCCUGUCAAAUUUCUCCUCUUCCGCUUCCUUCCCAACCGUCGGCUGACAGUCUCGGCCGCCGCACGCAGCUGAAGAAGGAUACCACGGGAGAGUAAAAGAAAAAAAAUGGCCGCUCCCGAAGCCCCUCUCAACUACGUCGGCGUAGCCCGAAAGUCCGCCGCUUUCCGGCUCAUGAAACAAAUGGGAUGGGAAGAAGGAGAGGGGCUCGGUAAAGAUAAGCAGGGGAUCAAGGGACAUGUUAGGGUCAAGAACAAGCAGGACACUGCUGGUGUGGGAGUGGAGAAGCCAAACCCUUGGGCUUUUGAUACUACCCAAUUCGAUAGUAUCUUGAAGAGAUUGAAAGUGCAAGCGGUGCAGAACACUGAUGCAGCUAUUGCAAGAGAUGACAAAGAAGAGAAACCUGAGGAUAAGGCUGUUUCUACAGAGGUUCAAGAACCGGUUGCAAAAGCUACUCGACCACAAGGAAGAUACAAGAAGAGAGAGAGGGGUAAGCUUGUUACCGCCUAUUCUUUGAAGGAUUUGGAAGGGAUUCUUGUUAGAAAGACCGAGGAGUCAACAAUUCCUGAUGAAUUGGACUCUGCAGAAGAUUCAGCUUCCCAAAUCUAUAACCCUUCAGAGGCUGAGAUUGUUGAGCCUCCUCCGGACUGGUGGGGCUACAAAAUUGGGUUCGUCUGUGGUGGUCUUCUUGGAGCUCGUUCUACCAAGAAGAAAUCAUCCAAAAAUGGAGAUGCUCAAAAUCAUAAAGAGAGAACUGCUUUCCAUGAAGAAGAUCAAGAGAACCUCUACAAUCUUGUCCAAGAUAAUGCCACGUCUGGGAAACAAGGACUGGGGAUUAAGAGCAGGCCAAAGAAGAUAGCAGGUGUCCGCUUUCAGGGGAAAAAGAAAUCCUUUGGUGGCAGUGAGGAUGAUGAUUCUGCUGAUGAUGGCGAGGACUCUGCUGAAUAUGACUCCACAGCAGAGGAACUAUGUGAUGAUGGUGAUAAAGAUAUGGAAACUGUUAACGAUAAGAUUUCUACUGACUUGGAUUCCACAAGGAAAAGGAAAUAUGAUGAGACGCUAUCAGGUGUAGAAGGUGAAGUGCAAAAGGUUAACCUGAAAAAGCUGUGUAAACGGCUACUACAGCAGGUGCCUGGAGAAUCGAUGAAGCUAAAAAAGCUUAAGGUUCUUGUUGAUGAGCACUCGUCCUCUGCUUUCUCGAACUUCUCUUCGAAAAAAGAUGCCCUUGCUCACUUAAAGCAGAAGCUGGAAGGUAGUGGGAAGUUUGCGGUUGAUGGUAAGAGAGUAAGUCUCUCUUCGAGAAGCGGCUGAAGAAGUUUUGGUUGAUUUUUGUAUCUACCGGAGAUUGAGAUUGUAUACCUGAGCUGGAUCUUGUCGAUGAAGUAAUCAUGUUUUGCAUCAAGGUCUAGGUCAUAUUAAGUGUUAGUAAAGGAAAUUUUGUUGG
This is a messenger RNA of Linum trigynum, 2690 nucleotides long. The record is from the annotation of a GenBank genome assembly. Lineage: Eukaryota; Viridiplantae; Streptophyta; Magnoliopsida; Malpighiales; Linaceae.